Molecule: messenger RNA, 1113 nt
Organism: Ectocarpus sp. CCAP 1310/34
Lineage: Eukaryota; Phaeophyceae; Ectocarpales; Ectocarpaceae
Source: the annotation of a GenBank genome assembly
AUGUAUGCAGUGGCAACCCACCCAUUCUCCGCUUCGAACUUCGUGGCGAAGAACAUCUCGGGAAGACCCGGCGAGGUGGCUUUUCGGAGCACAUCGGUGGGGGGGAACGGAGGCACUGUGAUCGUCAUUCCGACAUCUCGAUACGAGGCUGCACUCGACUUGUACAGCAGGCGCCACGAGUUCCCGGCGACCACCGACGGCGUCGAAGAUCCCCCCGUCCCAGGGGUCGUUCGCGGCGGCAAGAAAGGCGUCCCACAGUUCAUGCGCACUGAUAAAUCCACUGCCGUCAAGGCUCUCAUGCAGGCCAAGGAGCCGUACGGCAGUCCGGCACACAAGUUCAUCUUCCUCGCGUCCGCGCUUGAGAAAGAGUCGCCCGCCGUGCAGGAGAAGAUGGUGGACCGGCUCCCCGAAGCUCGCGACCCGCAGUUCUCCCACCUCUUCGUCGACGACAGCAACAAGCCGUCGCCUUUGUGGGUGGUGGAUAUGGUGCACGACACCGGUGGCGGGGAGGACACCGACUACAGCGGGAGGUUGUCCGACGCGAAGACGCGGGCUUACCACGACGGACGUGUUUUCGGUGGGGCACAGUCGGCGGGUUCUGGUAGGCGGGGUGCGACACGGAUUGUCGAGGUCGGUUUAGCGGAAGACGAGCGCGUGAGGACCGAGGCGGCCGACACCACCCACGUCGAGUCCACGAUGGCUCUCCCGCUGUGGGACGUGGUGGCCAUCAUGGGCCGCAAGGACACGCUGUUCAAGCAGGGUCUGUGGCUCUUCGGAAACGCCAUCGGAAUCGCGAAGGUUGGAAGCAAGGUGUCUCUCGUCGAGACAACCCCGAAGAAGUCGCGCAGCGGAGUGUUUUUUACCGUCAUGAUCAACAACCGGGACUACUGCGGGACUGGUCCGUUCUUUUUGACGUUUCUGGUCGGGUGCUCAUUUUCCGGCUAUAAGAACUUAGCGAAACAUGACAAGAAGGCCGCGGGACUGGAGGUUGGGCGCUCGGGCGACUUUUCCACCCCGGCAUCAAAGGGCCGCGCCCACUACUCCGGCGAACAGAAGGGCAGGGAGAAGAGCACGAAGGAGCUCAAGGCCGAAGGUGGUGAGGGUUGUGUAUGA